AUGGCUUUGAACACCAACCUCCGGGUGCGGCUGCCCGUCAUCUGCCUGGUCCUGCAGGUGGUGAUGGUGGUUCUCUUCGGUGUGUUCGUGCGCUACGACAUCCAGGCGGAUACCCGCUGGUGGUUGGAGAAGAAGCUCAAGAACAUCUCCAGCGACAUUGAGAACGACUUUUACUAUCGCUACUCAAGUUUCCAGGAUGUGCACGCCAUGGUCUUCGUGGGCUUCGGCUUCCUCAUGACAUUCCUGCAGUGCUAUGGCUUCAGCGCUGUAGGCUUCAACUUCCUGCUGGCAGCCUUCGGCAUCCAGUGGGCACUGCUCAUGCAGGGCUGGUUCCGCUUCUUUGAAGAAGGCCACAUUAUCCUGAGCGUGGAGAACAUCAUCGAAGCUGACUUCUGUGUGGCAUCUACCUGUGUGGCCUUUGGGGCAGUCCUAGGCAAGAUCAGCCCGGUCCAACUGCUUAUCAUGACCUUCUUCCAAGUGACCCUUUUCGCAGUGAAUGAGUAUAUCAUCCUGUACCUGAUAGAGGCAAAGGAUGCAGGGGGCUCUAUGACCAUCCACACAUUUGGCGCCUACUUUGGGCUCACAGUGACCUGGAUCCUCUACCGAAAGAAUCUGGAGCAGAGCAAGCGGAGACAGAGUUCCGUGUACCACUCGGACCUUUUUGCCAUGAUUGGCACCCUCUUCCUGUGGAUAUACUGGCCCAGCUUCAAUUCAGCCAGUUGCUCCCACGGAGACACCCAACACCGAGCAGCCCUCAAUACCUACCUCUCCUUGGCGGCUAGUGUGCUAACCACAGUGGCAGUGUCCAGUAUCAUACACAAGAAGGGCAGGCUGGACAUGGUGCACAUCCAGAAUGCCACACUUGCAGGCGGGGUGGGUGUGGGCACAGCUGCGGAGAUGAUGCUCACACCUUACGGCGCCCUCAUCGUGGGCUUCUUCUGUGGCAUCUUCUCCACCCUAGGAUUCGCGUACCUAUCGCCUUUCCUGGAGUCCCGCCUGCGCAUCCAGGACACAUGUGGCAUUCACAACCUGCACGGCAUCCCUGGCAUCAUAGGUGGCAUCGUGGGUGCUGUGGCAGCAGCCUACUCCUCUCCUGAUAUCUACGGAGAGCCAGGGCUGGUCCAUUCAUUUGGCUUUGGGGGCUAUAAGGCAGACUGGACCAAGAAAAUGCAGGGCAGAUCCCAGAUAUUUAGCCUCCUCCUGACCUUGGCCAUAGCCCUGGUGGGCGGCAUCAUUGUGGGGCUCAUUUUGAAAUUGCCAUUCUGGGGACAAGCUGCUGAUGAAAACUGCUUUGAGGACACCAUCUACUGGGAGAUUCCUGAAGAGGUGAACACUGUCUACAUUCCUGAGGACCUCACCCACAAGCAUCCUGCUCCUCCAGUACCUUCAAUACCCUUGGUACUUCCAACGCCUUCAGCAUCCUUGGUUGCUCCAGUACCUCCAACACCUCCAGUAUCCUUAGCAACUCCAGUACCUUCAGCAUCCUUGGUACACUAA
This is a messenger RNA of Arvicola amphibius (Eurasian water vole), 1497 nucleotides long. It is a transcript of the gene Rhcg, whose product is annotated as Rh family C glycoprotein. Gene Ontology annotation, cellular component: basolateral plasma membrane; plasma membrane; apical plasma membrane. The record is from RefSeq and is a predicted model, not a curated record. Gene Ontology annotation, molecular function: ammonium channel activity. The transcript has 10 exons. Gene Ontology annotation, biological process: ammonium homeostasis; ammonium transmembrane transport. The coding region runs from base 1 to 1497 and encodes 498 amino acids. Lineage: Eukaryota; Metazoa; Chordata; Mammalia; Rodentia; Cricetidae.